UCUCUUCGCCAAGCCAAAGGCCCGAGCUUUGCUUUCCUCGUCCCGGUUGUCAUCUCUCGAAGACUUUGACACAAAAAUACACAAAAAGUGAAUUCCUCUAUUUUCUUCUCUCCUUUGCUCUAAAUAUAGUCAUUUUCUGCAACUCUCUAAAAUCAAAGAAGGAGAUACAAUGGCAGUGCAGAUUUUUUCAUUUUCACCUUCCUUGUCGUCGUCGCUCUCAUUAUCGUCAAGUGUAUCAUCAUCGGCAUUGGCCACAACUUCUACUUAUAGGUUUCUUAUGAAUCCCAUUGAUCGGCAUGCUUUCGAUGGAGUUUGCAUUUGUGCCCCCACUGUGACCAACAAAAGGGCCGGAAUUAUUGCCUAUGUGUCUUUGGAAGUUGCUGAUGGUGGUGGGUCCCAGUCAGAAAGUGAUGACCAAGUGGAUCUGGCAUUUGACAAAAUUCCAGCGGAUCCAAAGCUCCAGCGGAAGCUGGAGCACAAGAUGAAAAUGAAACUGUCGAAGAAGAUUAGGCUUCGAAGCAAGAAGCUACAAAGGAAACGGAGGAUGAGGAAGAGAGGCCGCCGGCCUCCUUCGAGAUGAAGAAGUGAAGCAAUAUCUGACUUUUGAGCUUCAAUUUAUCUUCGCAAUCUUGCAGAUUGCUGUACUGGAGCAGCAAAUGGAAGCCAUCUGACUAGCAAGAUCUUGGGUUGGUGGAACUCUCUGGGAAGUCAAACAUUGCAUCUCUGCCUUCAAGGUUGGUUGGCUUGGGCAGGAGUGGAAAAAUAAAGUUAUGGGCAAGAUUCAGGAGUAAAUUAGGACGGUAAACUGGUAAUAUUGUAGAUUUUGUUUAUAUGAGAGUUUUUUAGCAAUACUUAUAAAAAAAAAUGAGAGUUUUUUAGCAAUCACAUAAAUACUGCUGCAGUAAUUUGAUACUGAAACCAGGAUGAACCCUGCCUUGAAUUAACCAAAGCCCCCCCUCCCACGGAUUUCUCCCUCUCUCCCUGAAAUAUCUUCCUGCUUGUUUGGUCAUGUGAAAAGCAUGAAUCUAAACUUAUAGAUGUGGAUCACUUACACCUUGACCCUACUUGUAAUGAAGUUAACAUGGUAUUGAUAGGUGAACUUUCAGGUUAGGUUUCGGGUAUUCUUUCCAUGGCCUCAGAGAAUUAGACCCUGGCAUCCCCACCUCCCACACCCUUUACCUUGGGUUUCCAGAUGUUGGGAAGAAAUUGUGUAGCAGACAGUUAAUAGUACUUGUAAGGGGAAAUAUUUAUGUUAACAGCAGCAGUGCAUGCCAUUUGGCAUGGAAAGAACAAUGGGAUAUUUUAGACUAUCACUAGAAACACAAGUAUUGUUUGCAGUACUUUGAGGCCUGUGUUGAGUUAGGGUCAAGAUUAAUUGAUCGUGAUAGGAACUAAGGUGGGCCUACUCUUAAAGAUCCUUUGCAAGUUCCAGAUGGGCCAAUUACAAGA
Juglans regia (Persian walnut) is the source of this 1449-nucleotide messenger RNA. RefSeq names its product 50S ribosomal protein 5 alpha, chloroplastic-like. The transcript is spliced from 3 exons. The record is from RefSeq and is a predicted model, not a curated record. The coding region runs from base 170 to 580 and encodes 136 amino acids. NCBI's taxonomy places the organism in Eukaryota, Viridiplantae, Streptophyta, Magnoliopsida, Fagales, Juglandaceae.